Rotaria sp. Silwood2 is the source of this 3027-nucleotide messenger RNA. The record is from the annotation of a GenBank genome assembly. NCBI's taxonomy places the organism in Eukaryota, Metazoa, Rotifera, Eurotatoria, Philodinida, Philodinidae.
AUGUUUUGGCAACAAAUUGUGCCUAUUGUCCAAGAAAUACCUCAACUUCACUCAAUCUAUGUGUUUUGUGCUCAAGAAUCAAAAUAUAAACAGUCAAUAAAUAAGGGAAGAAAAGUGAAAGGAGUGUUUAGUCAGAUUGGAUCUAUUUAUGAUGAAAUUAAGAAAACCAUCCAGCAGGCUGAAAAAGGUUUUAUACCAAUUAGUAUUCUUAUAUCAUCGUCUGCCAGUGAUAUGAAUGAGCUCAAUCAGUCAUUCAUGUAUUCACAGUUACUUAAAGAGAUUCUUCUCGAUAUGAAAUAUGAUGAUAAAGCAAAGCAAAAGUUUAUUGAUUUUUGUCGUGUACAAAAUUCUGAUAGCAAGCAGCAACGGCUUCAUAUUGAUGAAUUUGAACGAGAGUACCAUCUUCAUUCGCCUAUUUGGUGGUAUACAAAAGAGCCAUUUAUAUAUUCAGUGCUCAAUAGAGCUCUCAGGGUACAAGAUACUGAGGUUAUCAUGAAAAUGGGAUGUUUCGUUCGAGAUCUCCAUCGACACAUCGAACAACUAUACUUCGAAUCAAAUGAUCGUCAUCCAUUGACCGUCUAUCGGGGACAAGGAAUGUCGAAUUUUGAAUUUGACGAGUUGAGUAAAAGUAAAGGUUGUCUUCUUUCCUUCAAUAAUUUCUUGUCGACUAGUGUUGAUGAAGAAGUCGCAAAAAUCUUUGCGGAGAGUGCUCGAAAUGAUCCAACUUUAACAGGAGUUCUCUUUAGAAUGCAAAUUGAUCCAACACUUUCAUCAACUCCAUUCGCCUCGAUAGACAAUAUAAGUUACUUUUCAGGUUUGGAAAAAGAAAUUCUCUUUUCAAUGCACACCGUAUUUCGAAUCAAUGAGAUUGUACAAAUUGAUGAUCGAUUAUGGCAAGUGGAUCUAUCCCUAACAAGUGACACUGAUGAGCAGUUAACCCGUCUUACGGAGUGUAUGCGCAUAGAGACACAAGGAUCAACAGGAUUGCAUCGGCUGGGUCAGUUGAUGAUUAAAAUGGGUGCAUUAAACAAAGCCGAAGAAAUCUACAAGACGCUUGAAGAGACGAUAUUUGAUCAUGAUUGGAAAGAACUUGCCCAUGUCCAUCAUAUGCUAGGAUACAUAAGUUCCAUGAAGGGCGAUCUUGUCAAAGCAUUCUCUCACAACAAUAAAUCUCUCAAUAUCAGAUUAGCUAAUCUGCCAUCCAAUGAUCCUGAACUUUCUGGAACCUAUUACAAUAUUGGCUCGAUUCUCUGCCGUCAAAAUGAUCUUCGUAGUGCAUUAGAAUACUAUGAACGUGCUCUUAACAUUGAUCUUGGUGCCCCACGACCCAAUCAACUGCAGAUUGCAGCUGCUUAUAACAACAUUGGUGAGGUAUACCGACUGAUGGAAAAUGACUUACUGGCACUCUCAUACUAUCAAAAGGCACUUGAAAUAAAACAAACAUCUCUUCCAUUCACUCAUCCCUCGUUGGCUGAUACUUGUAACAACAUUGGUCGAAUUUUCUAUUCUAUGGGUGAUUAUUCAAAUUCACUGUCAUACUAUGAGAAGGCAGUUGCAAUUCAAGAAAAAUAUCUUCCACUCGAUCAUCCUUCACUGAUAGCAACUUACAAUAAUAUUGGUGCAACACAUCGAGCGAUGGGAAAUAAUUCUACUGCAUCAUCAUAUUAUAUGAGAGCAUUUGAAAUUCAACAAAAAUCUCUUCCACCCAAUCAUCCAUCGCUAGCUACAAUCCACAACAACAUUGGCGACAUACAUCAACAAAUGGGUGAUUAUUCUGCUGCACUCUCUUGUUAUGUUAAAACGCUUGAAAUUCAAGAAAAAUUACAUCCACCCAAUCAUCCAUCGCUGACCACUACGUACAACAACAUUGGAAGUGUGCAUCAGGCGAUGGGAAACAACAUGACGGCACUAUCUUACUUCACAAAGGCUAUUGAAAUUCAAGAAGAAUCUCUGUCAGCCAAUCAUCUCCAGUUGAUUGAGACUUAUAAUAACAUUGGUGGAGUUUAUUACACAGUGAAUAAUCACACUACUGCACUCUUGAUCUUUCAAAAAUCACUUGAAAUCGUGGAAAAAUCUCUUCCACUUGAUCAUCCCUCACGGGCUAUUGCUUACAACAAUAUUGGCGGAGUACAUCAAGCGAUGGAAGAUUAUUCGAAAGCACUCUUAUUCUAUAAAAAAGCGCUCGAAAUCCAACAAAAAUCUCUCCCAUCUAAUCAUACAUCGUUGGCUACCACAUACAAUAACAUUGGUGGAAUAUACUUUACAACAGAAGAUUACUCGAAUGCAUUGCUAUAUUAUGAGAAGACACUUGAUAUUAGACAAAAAUCUCUUCCUUUCAAUCACUCAGAUCUGGCUAUCACUUACAAUAACAUUGGUGAGGUACAUCGAUCAAUGGGAGCUUACUCGACUGCACUCAUAUUCUCCGAGAAAGUUCUUGAAAUUCGACAAAAUUCACUUCCAAUGAAUUAUUCUGCACUGGCGUUAACCUACAAUAAACAUGGUGAGACUCAUAAUUCGAUGAGAAAUCACUUUAAGGCUCUGGAAUCUUUUCAAAAGGCCAUCGAAAUACAACAAAAAGUACUACUUCCAGAUAGUCUUGACUUCAUCAUAACUAAUAACAAUCUAGGUGGAGUUCAUUAUUCCAUAGAAAAUUAUUCGGUUGCACUCUCACACUUUGAGAAGGCGCUUGAAAUCGCGACAAAAGUAUUUCAAUCCGAUCAUGUUUCGCUAUCCUUCAUCUAUAACAAUAUCGGAAAGGUGUACCGAUCAAUAGGAAACAAUACAACUGCGCUCUCGUAUUAUGAGAAGGCACUAGAAAUACAAGAAAAAACUCUUCCAGUACAUAAUUCUUCGCGAGCUAUCACACAUAGUAAUGUAGCCUGUGUCUUCGAAAAUCUUCAUCGAUACAAAGAGGCCAUUGAACAUGCAUUGCAAGCAGUAGAAAUCGUACAUUGCGCGUUUGGGCCUGACCAUUCUCAAGUGAAAGCGAAUCAAGAUUACCUCGAUAAACUUUGUAGAAAACUAUAA